AAGAUGAUGAGCAUUUUUUUAGUAAUUAUCCUUUGGGCGUCCUAACCUCGUUUGUGGCGAGUGGGAUGGGGGUUUAGGAUAACGAAGCUUAGCCACUGACAUCAAGGUCUCUGUGUGUAUAUAUAAAUUAUUAUUAUAUAUUCCACCAUAACUUCUAUUUAAAAAAACCAGUCUUCAUACUGUAAUCCAUACAACAGCAAAUUAAAGAGAAGAAAUUAAAGUGCAGUAAGAGAAAGGUGUGAUAAUGGAUGCGUACGAUGUAGCAGACGGCGUAGACAUUAGGGGGAGGUUCGAUCCCGAAUUCGCCGAAAUCCUGAGCAGAGAUGCUCUGCAGUUUGUGGCUGAUCUUCACAGAGAGUUCCGAAGCCAUGUUAAGUACGCCAUGAGCUGCAGAAACUCCGACAAGGCGCGCUACAACGGCGGCGCCCUCCCCGGUUUCGAUCCCGCCACUAGAUCCAUCAGGGAAGGAGACUGGCGCUGCGCUCCGGUUCCGCCGGCUGUGGCGGACCGGAAGGUGGAGAUCACCGGGCCCGUUGAAAGGAAAAUGAUCAUCAAUGCUCUCAAUUCUGGCGCCAAAGUUUUCAUGGCUGAUUUUGAAGAUGCACUUUCACCAACCUGGGAGAAUUUGAUAAGAGGGCAAGUUAAUUUGAGGGACGCCAUUAAUGGAACCAUAACUUUCCAUGACCAAGCCAGAAACAGGGUGUACAAGCUGAAUGAUGAGAUUGCAAAGCUCUUUGUCCGCCCGAGGGGAUGGCACUUACUGGAAUCGCACAUCAUCAUCGACGGCGAGCCAGCUAUCGGCUGCCUCGUGGAUUUUGGCCUCUAUUUCUUCCACAACUUCUCCAACUUCCGCAACAACCAUGGCCAGGGUUAUGGCCCUUUCUUCUACCUCCCCAAGAUGGAGCACUCUAGGGAGGCAAGAAUAUGGAACAAUGUGUUUGAGAGGGCAGAGAAAUGGAGUGGGGUGGAGAAAGGAAGCAUCAGGGCCACUGUCCUCAUCGAAACCCUUCCGGCGGCGUUUCAGAUGGAUGAGAUAUUGUACGAGCUGAGAGAUCACUCCCUCGGCCUCAAUUGCGGAAGAUGGGAUUACAUUUUCAGCUAUGUCAAGACCUUCCAGGCUCACCCGGACCGCCUUCUCCCCGACCGGGUUCAAGUCGGCAUGACCCAACACUUCAUGACCAGCUACUCCCACUUGCUCAUCCACACUUGCCAUAGGCGCGGGGUCCAUGCUAUGGGAGGCAUGGCCGCUCAAAUCCCUAUCCGGGAUGAUCCCGUAGCAAAUGAGGCAGCUUUAGAGCUGGUAAAGAAGGAUAAACAGAGGGAGGUGAAAGCCGGGCACGACGGAACAUGGGCAGCGCAUCCAGGGCUUAUCCCGGCCUGCAUGCAAGUCUUCACCGAUCACAUGGGAAGCAACGCGCCGAACCAAAUCGACACAGCCAAGCGCGAAGACGCCGCCUCCAUCACGGAGGAGGACCUCCUGCAGAUUCCACGCGGCGUCCGGACCAUGGAGGGCCUAAGGUUGAACACAAGAGUGGGGAUUCAGUACCUAGCGGCGUGGCUGGCCGGGACGGGAUCGGUCCCGCUUUACAACCUGAUGGAGGAUGCCGCCACGGCGGAGAUCAGCCGCGUCCAGAACUGGCAGUGGUUGAGAUACGCGGCGGAGCUUAACGGAGACGGGGUCGGGGUGAAGGUGACCAAGGAAGUGUUUGGGAGAGUGGUGGAGGAGGAGAUGGGGAGGAUUGAGAGGGAAGUUGGAAAGGAGAAGUUUAGUAAAGGAAAGUACAAGGAAGCAAGCAAGAUGUUCACCAAGCAAUGCACAGCUUCCACUUUGGAUGAUUUUCUAACUUUGGAUGCUUACAAUCAUAUUGUUAUCCAUCAUCCCAGCACUAAAGGACCUUCCAAGCUUUGAGUGGUCACCUUGUCCAUGAGAAUAAGGAACUACUCCAUAUAACUUACUCAUGUUGUUAAUUUAUAUAUAUAUCCUUCCAUUGGAUCACAAAAAUAAAGAUAAUAUUAUUAUACGGAGCAUAUGAUUUUGCAUUAUCUUACAAACAGAGAGGCAUUUAGUUCACUUGCAUAUAUAGUUAAUUUGAAUGUCACCAGUAAGCC
Messenger RNA from Cuscuta epithymum, 2109 nucleotides. The record is from the annotation of a GenBank genome assembly. NCBI's taxonomy places the organism in Eukaryota, Viridiplantae, Streptophyta, Magnoliopsida, Solanales, Convolvulaceae.